AUGGAUGACGAAUGCAUUUAACUAAAGGAUGUCCCUAUUUAUAGACCUAAAAACCUGGUUAGAUAAGUUACUCUAAAAGAAGAACCUAAUUCUCCUCCAAAAUAGAAUGAAGGUUAAUAAAUUGUUAACACUUAAAAUCUAUUUGAGCAGUUAAUAGAUUAGUUUGUUUAAUUGAUCUAGUAACAAAGUUUGUCAUCAUAACACAUCAUUAAUAUAUUCUAUCAAAUUUUAUUAAAUGUCGGUUGGAGCAUUUUUAACAGAAGCACUGUUGCGAUCUAAUUAGAUAAAAGUAAAAUCAUCAAGCAUUAAUGCAUAUAUUUUUAUUAAAGGUUGAGAAAGUAUUUUCAGCAAAACUCAAAUGAAACACUUAAUGGUCUAUUGAUGAAAUUGCAAAAAUUACAAUACAAUUAAGAUUAAGAGGAUGAACACAUAUAAGAAGAAGUUAACUUUUAUCGUUUCAAUACCAUGAAAUCGACAUAUCAUCCUCAUGUUGAAGUUAAAACAUAAUAAUCUUGUGACUAAAAUGAAGAAUAGUAAAAGGAACUGGAAUUAAGAAAUCAAAAAUUAAAAGAAUUAUAAAUCAAAUUAGAUUGUAAAGAUAACAUAAUUAAAGAUAUGACUCAGGGAUAUUUAAAGGACGUUCAACAUAUGAAGGAAUUACUAUUUAGAAAAAAUGAUUAAUAAUUGAAUAUUUUUGAAGUUCAAUAUUUUGAUUCUAAAGAAGGUUUCACUGAAGAAUAAACAAAUCUAUUGAACUAAAAAAUUAAAAGUAUGCAGUAACAAUUUGAACACAAAUAUCUUGAGUUAACAUAAACAAUCUAACAUAUAUCAACUGAAAAUAAAUAAUAUGUUGCAUAAAUAGAUAAGAUCAAAGACAAACUCAAAAUUCAUGAUACCAGUGCUGGUUUAUUAGCAAAAGUAAUCUAAAUGGAUAAUAAUGAUCCUUACAUUACUUGGAAGAAUAUUUAAGAUCUAAAAGGAAAUUAGUAUUUCUUUUAAGUAUUUGAAAAUUAAAAGCAUACUUAUGGGAUUAAUUAUAGAGAAAUCGAUAAGUUGAUAAUACAAUGCAAGUCUUAAUAAAGAGAAGUAUAACAUUAUAGAUAGUAAUUGGAGGAUUAAUUGUCGUAAUUUGUAGAUAGAUAAAUUAAUUAUAUUAAGGAUUUAUAAGCAGAAAUAGAUGAAAAAAACGAAUUAAUUGAAAAACAAAAAAAUCAUUAAAAGGAAAUAGUUUAAGAUUGUUUAAAGUCAAGUAGAGAGUAAAUGGAAAUUGCAUUAUCACAUAGAAAAAACGAAAGUAAAUUAUUUCUUAUAAUAGUGUUGUAGCAAUUGUUUGGUUAAUUUAAUGAAUUAAAUGAAAUAAAAAUCAAUUUUGAUUAAUAUAAGGUUAAAGUGAUGUUCAAUAAAUGGAUAUUGAUUAAUCGAAUGUUAAGAUGUGUGAAAACUGUUCGAGACUAAUUCUUAUUAAGACAAGAAAUUAAGGAAAUUAUUUUAGGGAGAAAAGAUUUUGAAGAUAAAUUAAAAGAAUAUAAAAAUAAAAAAAAGAAGAAAAGAAACAUUCUUAAAACUCAAUAUGAGGAAUUAAAGUAAAUAUAUGAAAAUGAUAAAUAUAAUCAAAUAUAUUGGGAAUAUAAAUUUCUAACAUAAUAAAAGGUUGAAUAAAUAUUAAACUUAGAAAUUUCUUUAUUAUAGUAAUAAUAUAAUCAAUCAAAAGAGAAUUAUAAAAUAUUGUAAUUAAAAUAUUAAGUUGUUUGUUUGCAUUAUCAAUAAUUAUAUCGCCUAUUUGAUUCAAAAUAAAUAAACUUUGACAAAUUAGACAAAAACUAAAUAAAGAUGGUUGAAUAUAAAUUAAAACAAUCUGAUUAAAAUAAAGAGCAUUUAUCUUAAUAAAUUGCUUUAUAGUAAUAUUAGUAAUUAUCUAAACAAGAGGUUUUGUUUUAAAAUAUCUAAAGUAGGUCAAAAUAUUGUUAAACUAUUAUUUUAAAUGUUAAUACUCCAAUUCAAAAUAAUUCUUUAAAUUAUGAAAUUAUUGAAAAAAUAAUGAAAUUAAAAUUGAUUGUUAAUGAAACUUCUCAUAAAUAAACAAAUACAGAAUUUGAAUAUUAAAUUAAAAGAGAAAUAGUCACAAAAGAAGUAGAAGUACAAUGCUUUUUUGAAUCAAUUUCUACAAUAUAAUAAUAAUAAUCUAAUUCUCAUUGUAAAAGCAAUUUGCUACAUUAAGAUCAAUUAAGAUCAGUUUAAACUCCCUCUUAAUUAUGUUUAUUAGAAGAAAUUUCUGAAUAGUAAGUAGAUACAUAAUAAUUCUAAAAUAAACAUGAAAUUAAAAUUAUAGAAAAUUAGAAUUAGAAUAUUUUAAAUUAAGAUAACACAUAUCUCAUUUUUUAAAGAAAUUCUUUGAAAUUCACAAAAGAAGAUUUUAAUAAAAAAGAUUAUGAAUCUCAAUUAUUAUAUGAUUAAAAUAGACUACAAAUUAAAACUCCAUAAACACCACUUUAAGCCUCUUUAAGAGUUAAAGAUUAAAUUGAAAAAAUAUCUUAUUUAUCAUCAAAUAAUAAAGAACAUUCUGUAGAUUAGCAAUAGGAUAUAUUUCAAAGAUUAUACAGAGAUAGUAUGAAUAGGAAAUAAAGGUUAUAAAUAUUAAAGAACAAUAUUGAAACCUUGGAUCAAUUUAAGUGGGAAUAAAUCCUUUAAAUAAUCUAAUCCAGUCCUUUAGAUUAAGCUAGAGGACUUAGUUAGAAAUCAACCAAAAGACCUCAAAUGUAUUAUUCAAAAUAAAAAGGGUUUAAAGAUAUGGAAUAUCGAUUUAGUGAUUAAGAAAAAGAUAAUUAACGAAGAACUUCUUAUAAACGAACAGGUACAUAGAACAAUAGAACCUUUUAAAUUCAAAACACUCAUUAAAUUCAAAAACAAAACACAACAUUUGAUUUUUCUUGUAAUAAAAUAAAUAGAUAGAAUUUUUGA
Messenger RNA from Paramecium primaurelia, 2958 nucleotides. The record is from the annotation of a GenBank genome assembly. NCBI's taxonomy places the organism in Eukaryota, Ciliophora, Oligohymenophorea, Peniculida, Parameciidae.